This is a messenger RNA of Panicum virgatum (switchgrass), 3297 nucleotides long. RefSeq names its product protein Rf1, mitochondrial-like. The coding region runs from base 205 to 2559 and encodes 784 amino acids. NCBI's taxonomy places the organism in Eukaryota, Viridiplantae, Streptophyta, Magnoliopsida, Poales, Poaceae. The transcript has 3 exons. Gene Ontology annotation, molecular function: protein binding. The record is from RefSeq and is a predicted model, not a curated record.
AUGAAGCGGCGGCGCGGCUGCUGCGGCUGUGCCAUCUCUCCCAUGGCCAUGCCCCGUCUGGCCUUAUGGGCGUGGACAGGGAGACGCCGGUCGCCCGUCGCCGGAGGUGAAGAAGAAGAGGCGCAGUUCGUAAACACCACUCACCACUUCGAUCUUCGACCCAGUGAAUCUAGAUAUGCGUUCCUAUUCGGCUAUUCCUAAGCCAUGAAGGCUAAGAAGGAAUCCCUCGUUGCCUCCCUGGAGCGCACCAUCUGCGACCGCGCGCGGUCGAGGAGCCUGGGCCCGCGCGACGCGCUCCGCCUAUUCGACAAACUUCUCCGUCAACCACGGCCCAGGCCCGGCUCAGCCACCGCCUUCAAUCACCUCCUCGCCACCUUCGCCUACGGCAGCAACGAUGGCGUUGCGCGGGCCGUCUCCCUCUUCGGCCGCAUGGCCGGAGCGGGCGCUGCGGUGCCUGACGCGCGCACCUACAGCAUCCUCAUCGCCAGCUGCUGCCGCGCGGGCCGGGUGGACCUCGCGUUCUCCCCGCUUGCCGCCGCUCUCAAGGCGGGUCUGAGGUUGGCGGCCAAGUCCUUCACCCCGCUCCUCAAGGGGCUAUGCUGCGAGCGGCGGGUGGCGGAGGCUGUGGACGUAGCUCGCCGCAUGAUGCCCGAGCUGGGAUGUGCGCCCAACGCCUUCUCCCACUCCGCCGUCCUCAAGGGGCUGUGCGACGACGGGCGGAGCUUAGAGGCGCUCGAGCUGCUCCGCACGUUGGUGAGGAACAGAGAUGAAAUUGGCGUGGUGGCGUACACCAUUGUCAUCAGAGGCCUCUUCAAGGAAGAUAAAGUGGAAGAAGCCGUCAAGCUGUUCGAUGAAAUGCGUAACCAGGGGGUUUCACCUAAUGUGGUGACGUACCUCUCGAUCAUCGACAAACUGUGCAAGGUUGGAUCAGUUGACAAGGCCAAGGGGGUCCUUCAACGGAUGGUCGCUGAAGGUGUUGCCCCAAAUUGUGCUGUGUAUAGUAGCCUGAUCAAUGGGUACGCCAUAUCAGGACAGUGGAAAGGGGCUGUUAUGAUGUUAAAACAGAUGAUUGGCAAGGGUAUUAAACCACAUGUCAUCACUUACACUUCAUUAAUCAGGGCUCUGUGCAAGCACAGAAAAUGCAAUGAAGCUAGGAAAGUUUUUGAUUAUUUAAUCAAGAGUGGUGAAAAGACUGAUGUUACCACCUAUGGCAUUCUGCUUCAUGGGUAUGCCUUUCAUGGAUCUCUUGCUGAUGUGCAAAACAUAUUGGAGAUGAUGUUAAGGAAUGGUAUUGAGCCUAAUGAAUAUGUGUUUGCCAGUUUGCUAUUUGCAUAUGCUGUUCAUGGAAGUGCUGACAAAGCAAUGCUUGUGCUUACUGAUAUGCGGAAGCAAGGAUUUAGCCUUAAUGUGGUUCACUAUGGAACAAUAAUAAAUGUUCUGUGCAAAGCAGGCAGGAUGGAGGAUGCUAUGUCCCAAUUCAAUAAGAUGAUUCAUGAAGGAGUGCAUCCUAACUGUAUUGCCUAUGCUUUCUUGGUCCAGGGUUUUUGCACAUGUGGCAAUUGGAAGAAAGCAAAGGAAUUAGUUUUUGACAUGAUACAGAGAGGUGUUCAUCCUGAAGCCAGACGUUUUACUUUAGUCAUACGGAAUCUAUGCAGUGAGGGGAGGCUUAAAGAAUCCCAAAAACUCUUCAACCUAUUUGUGGGUGUAGGUGGGAAACCUGACAUUUUUAUGUAUGGUACACUCAUAAAUGGGUAUUGCUUAUCUUGGAAAAUGGAAGAGGCGAUGACAUUGUUUGAUGCUUUUGUCUCUAAUGGCUUUAAACCCAAUUCUGUCAUCUAUGGUGCUCUAAUUAAUGGUUAUUUUAAAAUUGGGAGGAUAGAUGAUGCAUUAACUCUGUUCAGAGGAAUGUUGAGCAAGGAAAUUAAGCCAACUGUUAUCACAUAUGGCAUUAUACUGGAUGGGCUGUUUAAAGCUGGUAGAACUACUGCUGCAUUGGAGCAAUAUCACAAGAUGAUUGAAAGUGGAGUGAAGUUUGAUUUCAUUAUCUAUAAUACAAUUCUAGGAGGACUUUGUAAGAAUAAUCUUGCUGGUCAAGCACUCGUCAUAUUUCAAGAACUACUUUCUAUGAAUUUUCAUCUUGAGAUUCUUACUUACUACAUUAUGAUUGAUGGCUUGCUUUGUGCUGGUAAAAGGAAAGAAGCCAAGGAUGUUUUUACUGCAAUAUCAACCAAUGGUUUGGAACCUGAUGCUAGCAUAUACAGAUUAAUGAUAACAGCUCUUAUAGAAGAUGGGUUAUUAGAAGAGGCUGAUGAGCUGUUCUUAUCAAUGGAGAACAAUGGUCAUGAUGCUGACUCACGUAUGCUAAAUGAUAUUGUUAGGAUAUUAUUGGAAAAAGGGGUGGUGCUCAAGGCUGGAACUUACCUCUUGAAGAUUGAUGAGAAGAAUUUCUCCCUUUAUUCUUCCACCACUCAAGCUCUGAUAUCUCUUUUCUCAGAUGGUAAGCAUGAGGAGCAGAAAAAGUUUCUUCCUGAGAAAUAUCACUAUUUCAGCGAAGACUGAAUGGCUGGAAUAUUUUAUCUGCAACUGAAUCCUACUUGGACACCCCAGACAGGGAUCCAAGAAAGGGUGGACAAGGUGUCUGACUAAUUGCUAAUGCGAUGAUCUCACCUGAACCAGGGGCCGUGCGGAUUCCUUUUUGUACUGAUCAGCAAUGCAAAUGCUAGGGCAUGUCUUCUCUGGCCCACCAGACAAGGUGAGAAGGGGUUAUGAUUGAGCUCCUGAACAAGAGGAGAGCCCUGGUCGGGUUCUAGAGUUGCUUGUUCUGAGGAAAAGUGAGCAUGGGAUUAUAAAUUGUGCUCCAUUGCCUGAACUCUAAUAUUUGCAGGAGGUGCUCCUGUCUUGUGUCUGUUGCCGUCUACUGGUCACGCUCUCGCAAAUAUACGUCUUGUGAGCAGCAUCAAUCAUUUCAGUAAGAUUUCGUGUUGGGUGACCAGAAAACGGUGCUGCUGUAGUUGAGAAAUUCAGACGGUCGAUGUAUACUGUUAAUGGCUGAUGCUGUAUUUGUUCAGGUCAGUCAUGUACAUGCUAGUGCAGUGUGCAGAGCGCCAGGGUCCUUCAGCCCCUUCACGCCUAGAGAUUCUCUUCUUCUUCCCUCACGUUUAUAUGUCGCAAGUGUACCUUUUUUUUUUGAAAAGAUAUGUCGCAAUUGUACCUCAUCAGCUGCUGAAAUGUCAUGUCUCAGUUAACACCUGAGACAUCUAAGAAGGGAAUUUUCUUCAGUAAUGUUUGCAGGUUACC